AUGGACACCGGUGGUCGAGGUAGAGGUAGGGGGCGCGGACGAGGCCCGGAGGGAGAGAAUGAGAACGAACCCGACCAAGUAGCUACAGCCAUUCAGCGGAUGGCUGAUUUAUUGGAGAGAAUGGUAAAUCAACAAGGUCAGGGACAGGGUCAACAUGCUGGAAACCCUGGGAAUAACGCGGGGAAUAAUGAUAGAGAGGACCGUGCGCUAGAACGGUUCCACAAGUUUGCCCCUCCUAAAUUUGUAGGUGGACCAAAUCCUGACCUAGCCGAGGGUUGGUUAGACAGUAUGUUAGAUAUCUUUGCCGCACUUGGAUAUGCAGAGGAGCGGAAAAUUUCUUUUGCAGUUUUUCAGUUUGAGGGAGCUGCCCGGGCUUGGUGGAUUGUAAUCAAGGCCAAGUGGGAGCGGGAGCGGACUCCCUGGACCUGGGUUAACUUCACCCGGGAAUUUAAUGAAAAAUAUUUUCCACCGAUAGUACAAGAGAGGCGGGAAGAUGAAUUUAUCCGCCUGCGCCAAGGGAUGUCAAGUGUGGCUGAGUAUGAGACUCAGUUCACCAAACUGUCCCGUUUUGCUCCGGAUUUGGUACUUACGGAGCAAAAACGACUUCGCCGCUUUAUUCAGGGAUUGAAUGUGGAACUUCAGGAGGCGUUAGCGGCCGCGCCAGGCAAUCACACAUCCGAUAAUUGUUGGAAGCAGAGUUCGGUGCGAAAGUGCUUCAAGUGUGGUAGCUCGGAGCACUUGAUUGCUCAAUGCCCCAACCUGCAGCAAGAACGAGCCAGUACCCCUCAGUCAACAGGAGCUGCAUCCAAGCCCGCUAAUGCAGGGGGAAAUCGACCUAAAGUGCCAGUCAGGGUAUAUGCUAUGGGUCGACAAGAGGUGACUGACCCUUCGGCAGUCAUCGAAGGUACGCUUUCUCUUUUUCGGCGUACCGCGAAUGUUUUAAUUGACCCUGUUGCCACGCACUCCUUUGUUAACCCUGCAUUCAUGGCUUAUAUCGAUGUUAAUGCUGAAAAGUUACCGUAUGACCUAGAAAUCAAGACCCCUGUCACUAAUAAGAGUUUACUUGCCAAUAUGGUCUAUAAGGGGUGCGAGGUAUGGAUUGGGAAACGAAAAUUAUUGGUGGAUUUGAUAAUAUUGGCUCUUCAGGGGAAUGAUGUCAUACUAGGUAUGGACUGGUUAGCCAAAUACCAUGCGCAGUUAGAUUGCCGCGCUAAAACAGUUGAUUUUCAUAUACCGGGUGAACCUACACUCCAACUUGAUGUUCGAGGAAAGUUAACCUCAGCUACUCUUAUUUCUGGGAUUAAGGCUAGGAAACUGCUAAGUAAAGGGGCCCGAGGGUAUUUGGCAGUAUUGAUUAACACUCCGCAAGAGCAGUUAAAAGUUGAAAAUGUUCCAGUAGUGUGCGAAUUUCCUGAACUCUUCCCUGAAGAACUAACGUCACUACCUCCGGAAAGGGACAUAGAAUUUAAGAUUGAUGUGCAUCCCGGAGCAGAACCAAUUUCGAAAACCCCAUACCGAAUGGCUCCUGCAGAACUUAAGGAGUUAAAGACUCAAUUACAGGAACUGUUAGACCGGGGAUUUAUACAGGAGAGCGAAUCACCUUGGGGAGCCCCGGUAUUAUUUGUCAAGAAAAAAGACGGAGGAUUACGGAUGUGCAUAGAUUAUCGGGGGCUGAAUAAUUUGACUAUUAAGAAUAAAUAUCCCUUGCCCCUUAUUGAUAAAUUGUUUGAUCAACUGCGAGAUGCAGUUGUUUAUUCGAAAUUAGAUCUCCGGCAGGGAUAUUACCAAUUGAGGAUACGCAUGGAGGACAUACCUAAGACCGCCUUUAAUUCGCGGUAUGGGCAUUUUGAGUUUGCAGUAAUGCCCUUUGGGUUGACUAACGCUCCAGCCGCAUUUAUGGACUUGAUGCAUCGAGUCUUCAAACCAUAUUUAGACCAAUUUGUGGUAGUUUUCAUCGACGACAUUUUGGUCUACUCUAAGACUCGAGAGGAUCAUGAGCAACAUCUAAGGUUAGUACUGCAGACCCUUAAGGACCAUCAGCUGUAUGCGAAAUUCAGUAAGUGUGAGUUUUGGCUGGAGAAGGUGUCCUUUUUAGGUCAUGUGAUCUCGAAAGAAGGGAUAGCGGUGGACCCCGCUAAG
Molecule: messenger RNA, 2139 nt
Organism: Coffea eugenioides
Lineage: Eukaryota; Viridiplantae; Streptophyta; Magnoliopsida; Gentianales; Rubiaceae
Exons: 2
Molecular function (GO): nucleic acid binding; zinc ion binding
Source: RefSeq, a predicted model, not a curated record